AUGGAUGACUUCGACCCCUCUGAUAUCAACAAGUAUAGCACUUUUGAAGACUUUUUUGUACGCAAACACAAAUCUAGCCACCGGCCCAUCUUUGAAGAGGAUGAUCCGAGUAAGGCAGUUGUGGUUGCAGACUCUAGGCUCGUGGUCUACCCAUCUGUCGCUGAAACACGACGACUAUGGAUCAAAGGACAUAACUUCACAAUUGCAAAUUUAGUUAAAGACGACGUGUUUGCUCAGUCGUGGUCUAAUGGUGCUGUGGCCAGCUUUCGGUUGAGCCCACAUGAUUAUCAUCGGUAUCAUUCGCCAGUGAGAGGCACAAUUGGUUGGUAUAAAGCCAUUCCAGGACAAUAUUACCAGGUCGACCCCGUCUGUUUACAGAGUGACGUAGAUAUCUUGACGGAGAAUGCACGGUGCUGCAUCUGUAUCAACACAGUCGAUUUUGGCAAGGUAUUGUACGUGGCAAUUGGUGCGACGAAUGUCGGUACCGUCGACAUCAAUGAGAAAUACCAGACAGUUGGCUACCAGAUCCAAAAAGGGGAAGAGGUGGGCCUCUUUCAGUUCGGCGGGUCAAGUAUUAUAGUUGCUUUUGAAAAGGGACGAAUCGAGUUUGAUGAUGAUUUGCUAGCUGUCAGCCGCAAGCAGGUUAUGAUGGAUGUGGAGGUUGGCAUGAGCCUGGGUAAGACAUUGAACGAUCCGGUUGAGGACCGGUACGCGUAA
Molecule: messenger RNA, 717 nt
Organism: Exophiala bonariae
Lineage: Eukaryota; Fungi; Ascomycota; Eurotiomycetes; Chaetothyriales; Herpotrichiellaceae
Exons: 1
Coding region: 1-717 (238 amino acids)
Biological process (GO): phospholipid biosynthetic process
Molecular function (GO): phosphatidylserine decarboxylase activity
Source: RefSeq, a predicted model, not a curated record